CACAUUCUACCUUUACCAGGAUCAAAAAGACUUCGGUUAUCUGUCAGAAGGUUGAUUGACAAGCAAUCUCUCACUGAGUACUGAGAAUCUCAUCACGGUUUUACUGUGCUGCGUUGAUUAUCAUCUCUUCAACACUGACAAUACACCUGGCGUCUGUAUUUCUGUGCUAAACAGAGAAGUAUUUUUCAGCGACAAGCUUUAAGAGACCAAAAGACAAGUUGCAACCAAAACAUUGUCCUUCCUCUGGAAUCCUUGGAGAACGACACCAUGGCCCACCCCCAGGAACCGACAGUUAUGGGUAGCAACCAGGAUGAAAUGAGCGUGAGCCUACAGGCCAUCUCCCAACAGCUUGAGACCCUGCGUCACCAAAUUCACAAGCGCCAGAGACAGUUCAACCGCUGGCAUAAUUUGGAGGAAGUAUUUGUCUCAGGGAGGGAGGAGGAAAAAGCUGCAAGGAAGAAAUGUGAUUACCUUUUAGAAGAAGUGUGGAAACUCAGCGAAAGGGUCCAAAAUUACGGCAUUGUUGAGGCUUUGUAUAAAGAAACAAAAGCUUCAAAUGAGGCGAUGGACCUGCAGCGUCAAACUCUGCAACAAACGGUUAGAGAUCUCAAAAACCGUCUGAACAACUUUGAUGAGGUGAAAGAAGAAUAUGAGGUCGUGAGACAAGAGCACGAGGAGCUACAGAGUGAGAUUUACUACCUGCAGAACGACCUCCAAAAUGAGACUAGUGUGGACACAAUGUGUGCUGCAUUAAAACGGCAGACAGAGGCAAUGAGCCAGCAAAACACCGCCCUGCAAAGCCAGCUCCUGGAGCUCAAGGAGAGGCAUCGGCAAUCCUACAACGAUGCAAAAGCCGAGAAAGAGGAAGAGAUAGAGGCAGUCAAGGCAUUAAAUGAACACAUGAGCUGUGAAAACAAUGCCUUGCUCCAGGAAUUCCAGUCUCUCAAAAAUAAAUCGGACAAUUUAAACAUCUGGCGUGACUUGUACAAGGAAACAAUGGACCGCAUGGACGUUUUGAAGAAAGACAACGAUAAUUUGAAUCAGCAAAUCCAAGUCGUAAACGACCAGCUCAGGAUUAAAAGACAUUUAAAGAACAAUUACGUAGAACUGGAAGCUGAAGAGAAAGUUUUGCAGGCACAAAACCGAGCCCUGGGUAAAACCCAUUCUAAUGUUUUUAAAAAGCUUCUGAAUGAAGAAGACUGGAAGCACAAAUAUGAAGAUCUGAAACAACAGACAGACGACUUGAUGCUCCAGAACAACAAAGCCACUGAGGAAAUCCAAAACUUCAAUGACAACCUCAUAGUUUUGAAUGCAUUUAAGGUGAAUUAUAAAGCCCUGAAGGCAGAGAAAAUAGUUCUCACAAACCAGAAGAACACUCUGCAGAAAGAACUCCAGAAGCUGGAGAAAAAGUUCUCCAACGAAGAAACUCUGGAGGAACGAAAUAACAAGUUGAAGUCAGAGAACGAAGCAGUGAGCCAAGAAAACAGCGCUCUGCAGCUUAAAGUUCAGGAGCUCGGCAACACACUCCGAGGUGAGAGCGUUUGGGCCAACACAUUCAAUUCCCUGAAAGUGGAGAAAAACACCUUGAACCGGAUGAAUAAGGCCCUUCAGAAAGAACUACAGAAGAUUAAUAAAAAGGUGGAAAACGAAAAAGCUCUGGAGGGGAAGUGUACAGCGAUGAGGUUGAAGAUGGAGAACAACCGCAGACAGCAGGACUCCCUGAAAGAAGAAAUCAGCUCCCAGAUGUGAUACUGUGGGGUCAUAUUUUGGUAGCAUGGAG
This is a messenger RNA of Etheostoma spectabile (orangethroat darter), 1780 nucleotides long. Its product is annotated as kinesin-related protein 4-like. Lineage: Eukaryota; Metazoa; Chordata; Actinopteri; Perciformes; Percidae. The record is from RefSeq and is a predicted model, not a curated record. The coding region runs from base 268 to 1749 and encodes 493 amino acids. The transcript has 2 exons.